UUCACCGGGUGUGGUGCGGCUGCGUGAAGCAAGUUCCUGGCUUUACUUUUUCGUAUGAAUUCAGUAAUGGAACCGCGUAACGAACUUGUUGUUAAUUUCUAAAAGAAACUUAUAAACAAUACUUUUAAUGUAAUAAAUUUAUUAUAGUGUGAAUAGUGUUAUAAGCAUUUCGUGUUUCUUGUUUAAAACAAAACAAAGCCAACCGUUUCCAUGGGCGUUAACUUCGGUUAAAAAUAAGUAUAAGACUGAAGAAUGAAUCUUAUAUACAUAGCUCCUUUACUGAUAUUGCAAACAUGCGCCGGGCAGGACUAUGCAACACCAACAUACAACACAGAUUACAACCAACCCAACCCAACAAAUGACUACCUCAAUACUAAUGACCCUAGAUAUGAUAAUCCGUAUGACCCAAAUCGGAGGUUCCAAAAUCGUAACCAGUAUGACAAUCCCUAUGCAACGGAUAAAAGAUAUAAUCAGUAUGAUAAUCGUAAUAGUGUAAAUCAAAAUGUAUAUGCAUCUGAGAAUACCCCUCGACCAGUCUGGGAUUCGAAUAUAAAUUUUCCACCAUUCAAAGCUGGUGAAUUGGAACAUGACAGUGUUAUUAUUAAUGAGGCUACAUAUUUUAUAGUAGCAUCAAAAAUGGUCCGUCCAGGUCAAAUAUAUAAAAUUUCGGCAAAUAUACUGAAAGCAAGAUUGCAGAUGACAAUAAGAGCUUCUAUUUCAUGUAAUGGAGUGGAAAUGGCUCAUGUUGUUGAGAAAGUGAAAGAGGGGGUACCUGAGAUUCUGAAUAUGAGGAUACCGCCAACAUCUGUACCCGGCGACUACAAGUUGCGUGUAGAAGGCCUCUACUUGGACGAUCCCUUUGGUGGAACGGCAUUCGCCAAUGAGACUCAGCUUGACUUCUCACAGAGGUUCAUGACUAUAUUCAUUCAGAUGGACAAACCAGUUUAUAUGCAGGGACAGACAGUGCGAUUCCGAGUGAUUCCAAUCAACACAGAAUUAAAAGCAUUUGGUAGAUCCAUAGAUGUCUUCAUCUUGGAUCCCAAUGGACGAAUCAUGAAAAGAUGGCUCUCCCGACAGAGUAACUUCGGCACAGUGAGCCUCCAAUACCAGAUGUCUGAACAGCCGCAGUUCGGCGAGUGGCGCGUGCGUGUAGAGGCGCUGGGUCAGACGGAGGAGGCCCAGUUCCUUGUCGAGGAGUACUAUCAGACUAGGUUUGAGGUGAACAUAACGAUGCCGGCGUUCUUCUUCAACACGGACGCGUACAUCCACGGGCGCGUGAUGGCGAACUACACGUCGGGCGCGCCCGUGCGCGGCAACCUCACGCUGCGCGCCACGCUGCGCCCCGUGCCGCAGCACCGCCCGCGGGACCCGCGCCUCGACCGGGAUCCCUUCGCGAGGGCCCGACCGAAUUACAACCCGUAUCUCUACAACGAGAGCGCAUACCAGCCCUUCGAGUACGGCCAAGAGGAGUACAACCAGCGCAACAUGAACUAUAGACCGGGGCAACCGAACCAAAUUGACCAUCCCGAUUGGUGGUACGAUCCGCAGAAGGUGGUGACGAGGAUGUUUAAUUUUGACGAAAAGUACCCAUUCUGGAUGCCAAAGCCCGACCCUAUUGAUUUCGCGAACAACGGCAACAACCUGAACUACAAUACCUACACCACUUCACCUUCAUACAAUUAUUAUAACACAAAGGGAUAUGAUCAGCUGCCGUAUUUGAGAUUUUUCAACGGCACAUACGACUUCAAGUACCCAAUGUCUGAAUUGGCUCAACUUGUGCCAUCUCUAGAUGGAGUGGAAGUGAUCAUCACAGCCUCCAUUGGUGAUCCGUUCCUUGAUGACGUUAUAGAGGCUUAUAGUAUAGCGAGGAUAUAUAAUUCUUCACUCUCUGUGACCUUCCUCGGUGGGGAGCUGCAGGUGUUCAAGCCGAGCAUGCCGUUUGAUGUUUAUAUGGUAGUAGCAUACCACGACGGUUCAAAGCUGCCCGCAUGGCAGGCGGCGGGCAUUUCCCUGGUAGUGACCGCGCAGUUGGAGGGGAGGGGCGGAGGCCUGGAGCCCUUGCGGCCCACGCUCGUGCCCGGACAUGAUGCUGUGUGGCAUUUGAAGAUUGAUCUGUAUAAACUUUUACAUCUGGAGAAAGACCCGAACUACCGCGAGACCCUAGACGGAAUUACAGGCGUGCGUCUCAAUGCACAACUCGCAGACGCGCGCGGAGGUCGGGCAAGUGCUGACGUGCAUUUGGUUGCACAUUACUCGCCCAACCAUCAUCAUAUACGAGUGUCCACUAGUACUACUAACGCGAGGGUUGGUGAAUACAUAAUAUUCCAUGUACAGAGCAACUUCUACAUGGAGACAUUCAGCUAUGUUGUCAUGUCUAAAGGGAUCAUACUCACUAGCGGCCAGGAGAAUAUGCAGGAGGGUGUCCGCACGUUCGCAGUGGCUCUGUCAGCUGAGAUGUCGCCCGUCGCCACCGUGGUGGUGUGGGCGGCGCAGAGACGGGCUGUAGUGCUGGCCGACUCGCUUACCUUCCCUGUUAAUGGCAUAUCUAGGAACAAUUUCACAGUGUCGAUAAACAACCGCAAGCACCGCACGGGCGAGCGCGUGGAGGUGGCGAUCUACGGCGAGCCCGGCGCGUACGUGGGGCUCUCCGGGAUAGACGCCGUGUUCUACACCAUGCAGGCGGGCAACGAGCUCACAUACGCUAAGGUGAUAUCAAAGAUGUCUCAAUUCGAUGAAGCCACGAACGGCACGUUCGCGUACACGUGGCGCUCGCACUUUGGUGAUGCGGAUGAGCUGGUCUACUUCCCGUCUACUAGCUUCGGGAUAGACGCUAAUCGAACUUUUGAAUACGCCGGUCUAGUGGUGUUCAGUGACGUCGCAGUAACCCGUCGGCACACAAACUGCAACCUAACACUCGGUUUCGCCGAAUGUCUCGACGGCAACUGCUAUCCCGUGGAGAAACAUUGUGAUGGAGUCACCGACUGCGCGGAUAGGACGGACGAGUCGCAUUGCCCGCGCGACACGUCGUACGAGCUGAGCCACUUCCGCAAGUUCCGGUUCAGCCGCGUGCAGCGGCAGUACGACAACGUGUGGAUGUGGCGCGACGUGAACAUCGGGCCGCACGGCCGCUACGUGUUCACGCUGGACGUGCCGCAGGUGCCCGCGCACUGGACCGUGUCCGCGUUCAGCAUGUCGCCCGCGCUGGGGCUCGGCAUGCUGCCCGCGCCGUGCACUUACAUCGGCGUGCUGCCGUUCUUCAUCAAGGUGGAAGGGCCGGAGCAGUGCCGGCAGGGCGAGCAGCUGGGCCUGCGCGUGGCCGUGUUCAACUACCAGCAGCAGGACAUCGAGGCGGUCGUCGUGCUGGAGGCCUCGCCGCACUACAAGUUCGUGCACGUGGAGGAGCACGGCAUUGUCCGCUCCUACAACCCGCGCACGUCGUUCGGCGAGCACCAGUUCUUCGUGUACAUAUACGCGGGCGACGCGGCCACAGUGCACAUCCCCGUGGUGCCGGCCACACUCGGGGAGAUACACGUGCACAUACACGCGACCACACUGCACGGCGUGCACAGAGCUACUAAGACGAUACGCGUUGAGGCGGACGGUCUCCCUCAAUACCGGCAUCAGUCUGUCCUACUCGACCUCUCGAACCGCGCGUACGUGUUCCAAUACAUGCACGUGAACGUCACGGAAACACCAAUCAUUCCAUAUGAAGUGGACAGAUAUUAUGUCUUCGGGUCGAAUAAAGCGACGAUUUCGAUUGUGGGUGAUGUGGUUGGACCCCUGUUUCCGACUAUGCCGGUGAAUGCGACCAGUUUGUUGGAUCUGCCGAUGGAGUCAGGCGAGCAGAACAUGUUCAGUUUCGCCGCGAACAUGUACCUAACGCUGUACAUGCGUCUCAUCAACCAACGCAACCGCACGCUCGAGCGAGAUGCGUUCGCGCACAUGAACGUGCUGUAUCAGAGGCAGAUGUCGUACAUGAAGCCGGACGGGUCUUUCUCAUUGUUUAGGAGUGAUUGGAACCAAUCUGCAUCAAGUGUUUGGCUGACGUCCUUCUGCGCUAAAAUCUUCCAAGAUGCAUCUUUCAACGAAUGGGAGAACUACAUUUACAUUGAUCCUAAUGUGAUAUCUAUGGCGGUGUCGUGGGUGUUGGAGCACCAGACCCCGGAGGGUGCGUUCUACGAGGUGACGUGGCUGCCGGACCGCAACGCUAAUGCAACUAUAGACGUGCCGAAGGACAGCCAGCUGUAUAGGGAGGCGGGUGCACAGUUACGGGGGAGAGAGGUGAACAACUCAAUAAUAUUGGAGCGGAAUAUAUCGUUGACUGCGCAAGUCGUUAUAACACUGGAAUCUGUCAAGAAUCUCAAGGAUAUAGGCGUCAGAGAGGGUCUGUCGGCGCGCGUGGCGACGGCGCAGCAGCGCGGCGUGGCGUGGCUGGAGCGGCACCUGCGGCUGCUGGGCGAGUGGGCGGCGCCCUACGCGCUGGCGCUCACCGCCUACGCGCUCGCCUGCGCCAAGGCGCCCAGCGCCGAGCACGCCUACCGGCUGCUCAAGCGGCGCCAGCGGGCCGAAGGUGGUCUAAUAUACUGGGGUCAAGAACCAGUGCCAGCGCCGCCAUACAAAAUGGAAAAUCAAAAGCCUUUCCUCUUACCGCGACUACCUUACAAAUAUGACUCGAACAACAUUGCUACAACUGCGUACGCGCUUCUUGCUUGUAUGGAUCAUCAGGACAACAAUGAAGCAAUCGUUAUGUGGCUGAACUCUCAAAGGCUCAAGGAAGGAGGAUGGGCGUCUACUCAGGACACGUACAUAGCCCUGCGCGCGCUGAUCGAGUACACGAACCGCAAGCGGCUGCGCGACGUGAGCGCGCUCAGCGUGAGCGUGGACGCGGUCGCGCUCAACGGCUCCACGCGCUCGCUGCGGGUGGACAACCACAACCUGGCCGUCAUGCAGAGCAUUGAGAUCCCGGAAGCGUGGGGCACAGUGAAGGUAACAGCCCGCGGCGCCGGUUACGCCAUACUGCAGAUGGCGGUGCAGUACAACGUGGAUGCGGCGCGGUUCCAAACGCCCCCGCCCGCGCGGGCGUUCGACCUGCGGACACGCGCGCACUAUCACGGGAGGAAUCAGUCGCAUAUCGACUAUCAGACUUGUGCUAGCUGGACGCUCCUAUCGGAGUCCCCCCGGUCCGGGCAAGCGGUGCUAGAAGUGGGCGUGCCCACGGGGUACUUAGUGCAACAACAACGCCUCGACGCGUACGUGCUGGCGCGGAAAGUGCCGCACUUGCAGCGGGCCAAGUACACGCCCACCAAACUUGUGUUUUAUUUCGAUUAUUUGGAGCAAGAAACAACGUGCGUGAACUUCACACUGGAACGUUGGCACCCGGUGGCCAACAUGUCGCGGUAUCUCGCGAUACGGGUCUACGAUUAUUACGCACCGGAACGAUUCAACGAGACGAUAUUCGACGCACUACCAACGUACCUACUGAACAUUUGCGAAGUGUGCGGCUCGUCGCAGUGCCCGUACUGCGCGGUGUACAACGCGGCUCGCGUCGCAUUCGCUUCGCUUUCGCUUCUCGCGCUCUGCGUGCUCGCGAGCGUGCUGGCGGGAGGGCAAAGGGCGGACGAUUUUGUACGGUGGUGAUUUUGAUGAUAAAUUAAGUAUAUUUGUGGUUUUUUUUUCAGGUGUAGAGUGGUUCAGUUUGAUGAAAUGUUCAGGUAUAACUGAAUAGUUUAAAAAUUUAAUGUCUAGAAAAAAAAUGAAAACAAAUAUUUGAAGAAUUGACAAGAUAUGUUUGCAAAAAAUACGUAUUUUUAUACGUCCUGAACUUGGUAACUAAAAUAAUAUGUAAAAGAAAAUAGAAUUGGUCGCAAAAAAUACCUACCUAUUUUUUAUACUUACGUCACAAAUUUGACGUCUUGUAAAAUAAAAUUUAAUCCUAGUGAAUCACUCUGUAUACUGAAUCUUAAUUUUGUUACUGUAUUAAUAUCUUCGUCCUGCACAUUAUUAGGACCUCCAAGUGACUAUUUAGUGCAUUUAUUAUAAUAUGACACUAAUUAAUUAAUAAAAUAAAAAAGGCAUGAUCGUUUGCAAGUUAAUCAUAACAAAUUAUUUAAUCAAUAAAGAAUUACAUCUAUAAAGAAGUUAUUUUGGCUCUCUAAAAAUUUAUAACACGACAUGCCAAAAACGUGAAAAACUUAUAAAAGUAAAAGACAAUAAAUUAAAAAAAAGACAUUAAAAUUAUGGAACCUAAAACAAUAAUUAAAAAGCAUA
Colias croceus (clouded yellow) is the source of this 6267-nucleotide messenger RNA. RefSeq names its product CD109 antigen (gene Mcr). Gene Ontology annotation, molecular function: protein binding; endopeptidase inhibitor activity. The record is from RefSeq and is a predicted model, not a curated record. Gene Ontology annotation, cellular component: extracellular region. The transcript is spliced from 33 exons. NCBI's taxonomy places the organism in Eukaryota, Metazoa, Arthropoda, Insecta, Lepidoptera, Pieridae. The coding region runs from base 253 to 5637 and encodes 1794 amino acids.